Messenger RNA from Paramecium octaurelia, 998 nucleotides. NCBI's taxonomy places the organism in Eukaryota, Ciliophora, Oligohymenophorea, Peniculida, Parameciidae. The record is from the annotation of a GenBank genome assembly.
AUGAUUACUAAUUUUAAAGAAUUUGUCAACAAUUCUCAACCUAUCCUUGACGCUCUUAGAGAUCUCAACAUAUUCGACAACAACUAUGAAUUCUAAUCCCAACAAUAAAUUUCUAUUCGUCUCAAGUCCUUCUUUGUAAACGCACAAACUAAAGUACUAUAAUGCAUUCAUUAUCCCUAGAAAUAAUUCUUAAAGUCUUUAUUUAAAAUCUUUGAAAGAGAGACUCAAAAGGAAGGGAACUUCUAAAUAAAAUUAAAACUUCUGCUUUUACUUCACCUCAUUUUAAGUUCACAAGUAGCUCGAGCUGAAUUAUCUAAAAUUUUAAUAUCAAAACAAAUUAAUAUUCAAAUCAACAAUACUACUUUAGGGAAAGUCUGUCAACAAUAUUACUUUUAUCUUUAUAAGCUGGCUUCCCAAACAACAUUUAUUAAUGAAGACGUAAUCAAUGGCGAAUUAUUAAUUUAUUUCACAUUAUCGAAUUAAUGCAUUUUAGGAAUAAGCAUUUAAUCAUAGAUUGAAGAAGUAGACUCCUUCUCAACCAAUUAUUUACUAGCCAACACUGUGAAAUUCAUCUAUUACGAUUUGCAAGACAUAGCUAUUUUUAUAAUGAAAGAUGUCAAAUCGCUUAUUGAAAACCAAUAUGACUCUAAAUAGAACAAAUUGCAGAUCCUAGAGUUAUAUAAAGAAGUAAAUUUUAUAUAUAAUCAUAAUAGUGUUAAGUACUUUAAUAAAAGAUGCUUAGCUUUUAUCGAUUUAAUCGCAAUUUUUCGCAUUUUUCUUAAAUCAUGCCACCUUUUUCAUUAGUAGUCGAACAACGUUACCUUAAAGACUUAUAAAAUAACACAACCAAAGUCCACUCGUUAACAAAUUUGAAUAAAUUGAAUCCAUAAGGAGUUAAAUAUUAACCCUAGACCUCAAAAUAAAGAUAAAUGAUAAAGUUUGAAUUUGCAGAGUAGAAAUAACAACCAGAAUCUCCUCACUUUUCAUUUUCAAAUUGA